GCUCGUUCUUAUUGGCCUUUCCGGCGGAAGCUCCUCCCCCUGAGGGCAUACACUGUUUUGUAACUUUUCAGGUAACGUGAUGUAACCGUGUGAGAUCCUGGAAGGAGCCCUCUGCUGGACCAACCGGGACACGAGACCCCACAGCCCAUCUGAACCUUCUCCUUUCUGCUCAGCAGCCACCAUGCCGCAACGGUCUAUCCACUGGUUCAGGAAGGGGUUGCGACUUCAUGACAACCCUGCCCUGUUGGCCGCCAUGAAAGGCUGUGAGGAGCUGCACCCCAUCUUUAUUCUGGAUCCCUGGUUCCCUAAGAAUAUGAAAGUCAGCGGCAACCGCUGGAGAUUCCUCAUCGAGGCUCUGAGGGAUCUGGACGAAAACCUGAAGAAGAUAAACUCCAGGUUGUUUGUGGUCAGAGGGAAACCAGCUGAAGUCUUCCCUCAGCUUUUCAAGAAGUGGAAGGUGACGCGUCUGACAUUUGAAGUGGACACAGAGCCGUACUCCAGGCAGCGGGAUGCCGAGGUGGAGAAGAUGGCCUCCGAACACAAUGUCCAGGUCAUCCAGAAGGUGUCAAACACCCUGUAUGAUGUAGACAGAGUGAUCGCUGAAAACAACGGCAAGCCUCCUCUAACCUAUGUCCGCCUGCAAACAGUCCUGGCCUCCAUAGGUCCCCCAAAGCGCCCUUGUCCAGCACCAACUAAAGAAGACAUGAAAGAUUGCUGCACUCCCUGGAAGCCUUCAUAUGAGGAGAUAUAUGGGGUUCCCAUAUUAGAAGAGCUAGGACAAGACCCCAGCAAGCUGGGACCUCACCUGUACCCCGGGGGAGAGAGCGAGGCCCUACGACGACUGGACCUGAACAUGAAGAGGACGGUGAGGAAAUGCAUGACAAUUGUCUGCAUCCAGAUGCAGGCCUGGGUGUGUAACUUCAAGAAACCAGAAACUGAACCCAACUCUCUUACUCCCAGUACGACGGUGCUGAGCCCCUACAUGAAAUUUGGUUGCCUAUCCACACGGAUCUUUUACUGGAGACUGACCGAGAUCUACCAGGGGAAAAAGCACUCUUCACCUCCAGUGUCGCUCCAUGGGCAGCUCCUAUGGCGUGAGUUCUUCUACACGGCGGGAGCAGGGAUUCCCAAUUUCAACAAGAUGGAAGGAAACACUGUGUGCGUUCAGGUGGAUUGGGAUGAGAACAAGGAAUAUCUCAAGGCAUGGAGUGAAGCCAGGACUGGUUACCCCUUCAUUGAUGCCAUCAUGACUCAACUGAGAACAGAAGGCUGGAUCCACCAUCUUGCUCGACACGCAGUCGCCUGUUUCUUGACUCGUGGAGAUCUGUGGAUAUCAUGGGAGGAAGGUCAGCAGGUGUUUGAGGAGCUGCUGCUCGAUGCUGACUGGUCGCUGAAUGCUGGGAACUGGCAGUGGCUCUCGGCCAGUGCUUUCUUCCACCAGUUCUUUCGAGUUUACUCCCCAGUGGCCUUUGGGAAGAAGACAGACAAAAAUGGGGAUUAUAUAAAGAAAUAUUUACCGAUAUUAAAGAAGUUCCCACCUGAGUACGUAUACGAGCCAUGGAAAUGCCCUCGCAGAGUACAGGAGCGGGCCGGCUGUAUCAUUGGGAAGGACUACCCUAAACCAAUAGUAGAGCAUGAGAUUGUCAGCAAACGCAACAUCCAGCGUAUGAAGGCCGCAUACGCCCGGAGGUCUGGGACUGGUGGGGAGAAGGAUCCUAAAAGUCAGGGGGCGAAAAGGAAAGUACCGUCUGUAUCUCAGUUCUUUAAAAAGAAGUAAACCAGUCUGGAGCAGAAAGAGGAUGUGACCACAGCAUGAAGCGCGACGGACCUCGCACCACCGGGAACUGAAAGCCAGUGCAGAAUAGUAGGCACGGGUGCUCUGGGCCCUUUUUUAACCCUCAUGUGGCGCGGUCGUGGAGCUCAGACAGCUGUGGUUACAUUUGGAAAUUGCUUUUGCAGCGAGAGGCUUCUUCUCUUCCGUGCAAUAGAAACUUUCUUUUGGUGUUCGGAACCCCCUAUAUUCUGCUGUUACUCCAGGGGGACGCUGGUGGCCGGUCCUGCAGGGACGUUCAUGCUGUCAAUCGAUACAAUUUCUCUUGACCAGAAUAAUCCUUUGCUGUGGACUUGGACUAGAUGGUGGCAUCUGCUGGAAGCGACGCCCUUGUAAGGGUACUUUCACACUUGCGUUUUUCUUUUCCGGCAUAGAGUUCCGUCACAGGGGCUCUAUACCGGAAAAGAACUGAUCAGUUUUAUCCCCAUGCAUUCUGAAUGGAGAGUAA
Messenger RNA from Bufo gargarizans (Asiatic toad), 2279 nucleotides. Its product is annotated as cryptochrome-1-like. Gene Ontology annotation, biological process: entrainment of circadian clock by photoperiod; circadian regulation of gene expression. The coding region runs from base 182 to 1777 and encodes 531 amino acids. NCBI's taxonomy places the organism in Eukaryota, Metazoa, Chordata, Amphibia, Anura, Bufonidae. Gene Ontology annotation, cellular component: cytoplasm; nucleus. The record is from RefSeq and is a predicted model, not a curated record. The transcript has 11 exons. Gene Ontology annotation, molecular function: FAD binding; DNA binding.